This is a messenger RNA of Cooperia oncophora, 555 nucleotides long. NCBI's taxonomy places the organism in Eukaryota, Metazoa, Nematoda, Chromadorea, Rhabditida, Trichostrongylidae. The record is from the annotation of a GenBank genome assembly.
AUGCCCGUUCCUGAAUCGCCGCGCCUGACGCCACCAGAUUACCCUGUAGAAAACUCAACACUCUCCUUUCAGGUCCAAGCUCGGAGUCUGAGCCGCGAUUCUGUUCUCGUGAAAUGGUCUCCGAGUGAGAAGCCCAAUGGUAUCGUCAUCAAAUACCGUAUCUUCUACACGAACAAAGAUCGAGCGUCACCUGUAGCAUAUUGGCAAAUGCACGAAACGAAGUCCGACGAAUUGGUAGCGACAUUAUAUGGCUUGGAAACGGACACACGUUAUUUUAUCGUUGUGCAAGCACGAAACGCUAAAGGUGACAGCAAAAUGAGCGAUGUGGCUACGGUUACUACCAAGCACGGAAGAUACGUUGUGUGGUUCAACUCCACCGACGGCGAGAAAGAGUACACGUUGGCAUCUCCCCACGAGAAGCACAUCGUUAUGGGUCUUGAGCCGGAUACGACCUAUGCAUUUCGAGUCGCAGCGAUCUCAGCUCGAGGGCAGGGCGAAUUUUGUGAGCCCGUUGUGAUCAGGACCUUGCAAUCGAGUAAGUUCAACGCAGUUUUU